Messenger RNA from Arabidopsis arenosa, 852 nucleotides. NCBI's taxonomy places the organism in Eukaryota, Viridiplantae, Streptophyta, Magnoliopsida, Brassicales, Brassicaceae. The record is from the annotation of a GenBank genome assembly.
CCACGUCAUCAUCAUCAUCCUCAUUCAUCUCUAAUACUAAAAUCUGAUCUCUUCCUUGCUCACUCACCAAUCAAACUCAAAAAAACUCUUGAAUUUUUCAAGAACAAAAGAGAAAAGAGAUCUUUAAUGGCGGCCAUGAACUCGAGCGUUCUCACUUGCAGCUACGCAAUUGCUGGUUCUGGCUCAGUAGAGCUAAACCAGAAAGUUGGUUUGGUGAAUUCCUCAGUUGGGUUUGGUCAGAAGAAACAGAUGAUUAUGCCUGUGAUCAAAGCUCAGAGAGUUGUUGGUGAUGAUGUUGAUGGAUCUAAUGGAAGAAGAUCAGCCAUGGUUUUCUUAGCAGCUACACUCUUCUCCACUGCUGCUGUUUCUGCUUCUGCUAAUGCUGGCGUCAUUGAUGAAUACCUCGAGAGGAGCAAAGCCAACAAAGAACUUAAUGAUAAGAAGAGAUUGGCAACAAGUGGAGCAAACUUUGCGAGAGCAUUCACUGUUCAAUUCGGAAGCUGCAAGUUCCCUGAGAAUUUCACUGGCUGCCAAGAUCUUGCCAAGCAAAAGAAAGUCCCAUUUAUCUCAGAAGAUUUGGCUUUGGAAUGCGAAGGCAAGGACAAGUACCAGUGUGGUUCCAAUGUGUUCUGGAAAUGGUGAAGAAGUUUGUUUGUUUUCAUCUAUUCUUAUAUAAAUCCAACAAUGUAUCUAUCUCUCUCUAUUCAUGAAAGUUCUCGCAUCCAUUUGAAUCUAUCCAAGUUAAAACUCUAUUAAGAGAUUAGGAAGCAUUAUUUUGACUUUAGUUCAGCUUUAAGAUAAAAAUCUGAUUGAGUACAUACAAGUUCAUCUGAAGAAAUUUUCAGUUUAGUU